AUGAAAUCUCCGCCAUUCCACCCACAGUCUAACGGACAAGCGGAGCGUUUUGUCGACACCUUCAAAAGGAACUUCGAGAAAAUGAAGGGAAGAUUGUCGCCAGCCGAAGCACUACAAAAAUUCCUGCAAACCUAUCGGCGAACUCCCUGCUCAUCCACACCAGAAGGAAAAUCACCGGCCGAAGUUUUCCUCGGAAGAGAGAUACGAACCAGAUUGAGCCUCCUGAAGCCAAACGUCACGACAAACGACAGCAUUCGCAACCACACAAUGGAGGAACAAUAUAAUCGUCAUCGGAGCUCGACAGAAGGAGUUCAACGCUGGGCGACUUGGUAUGGAGCUAUUGACUAUUCGUUCAUAAGAAAGCCAAAGCAAGCACAAGGACGGGUACUGAAGCGGUACGGAAACAGGCUGUACGAUGUACUGAUCGACGGACAAAUUUGGAAACGUCACGCGAAUCAGCCGUUCGAACGCUGGCAAGAUUUCGUUAUCACUCGAACUAGGACUUUGAUCUACAACGCUGCUAACACUUUGAUAAUGCGAAGAAAGGCGGAGCAAAUCCUUGGAUGCAAUAUCCAGACAUACCUCGAACACGUACUCGCUUUCUUCCAGUGCAAACCGUUCAUAAGGGAUCCUUUGACAAGAUCAAAAACUAGC
Molecule: messenger RNA, 654 nt
Organism: Ostertagia ostertagi
Lineage: Eukaryota; Metazoa; Nematoda; Chromadorea; Rhabditida; Trichostrongylidae
Source: the annotation of a GenBank genome assembly